AUAAAUAUCAUUGAAAUGAAUAUUAAAAAAUAAUGAAAAAUGAAUGAAGUUGGUGUUUGUGUAGAGAAAGAAAAGUGAAGGAAAAGGUAUUCCCUACUUGACGCCAUUGUUCUCUCACUCUCUCAAGGUUGCGGCCUUGUGUUGUGUUGUGUUGUGUUGUGUUGUGUGGUGUGACUCAGAAGACAAGAGAACAGAGAAAGGAAUCUUUGGUGUCUGUCAAUCUCAUCUACCAACUCUUACUCCACCUUUCACUUUCUAGGAUUGUGAUAAUCAAUCUAAAGCUUGGUCAUCAACGAAAUGGUUUCAAGGUCAUAUUCUAAUUUGUUAGAGCUUACUUCGUGUGACUCGCCGACUUUCAGCCGCGAAAAGAAAAGGCUUCCUCGAGUGGCAACUGUUGCCGGAGUGCUGUCUGAGCUAGACGACGAGGCAAGCAACAGUGCUGGUUCGGACGCUCCAUCCUCAAUCUCUCAAGAUAGGAUGAUCAUUGUAGGUAACCAGCUUCCAUUAAAGGCACAAAGAAAAGACGAUGGUACGUGGGACUUCACAUGGGACGAGGACUCUCUUCUUUUGCAGCUCAAAGAUGGUCUUGGUGAAGAUGUAGAAACUAUUUAUAUUGGUUGUCUGAAGGAAGAAAUCGAGCCGAGCGAGCAAGAUGAUGUUGCUCAGAACUUGCUUGACACAUUCAAAUGUGUUCCCACUUUCCUCCCUCCAGAGCUUUUUACCAAAUUCUAUCACGGAUUUUGCAAACAGCAUCUGUGGCCUUUGUUUCACUACAUGCUUCCGCUCUCGCCUGAUCUCGGUGGUCGAUUUGAUAGGUCCCUUUGGCAAGCUUAUGUUUCUGUUAACAAGAUAUUUGCUGAUAAAGUAAUGGAAGUCAUUAGCCCUGAUGAUGAUUUUGUAUGGGUUCAUGAUUACCAUCUCAUGGUUCUUCCAACAUUUCUGAGAAAGAGGUUCAAUAGGGCAAGGCUAGGAUUCUUCCUUCACAGUCCAUUCCCUUCUUCCGAGAUAUACCGAACCCUCCCAGUUAGGGAUGAGCUUCUUAGAGCUCUUUUGAAUUCUGACCUUAUUGGAUUUCAUACUUUCGAUUAUGCGAGGCAUUUCCUUUCUUGCUGCAGUAGAAUGCUUGGCCUUUCCUAUCAAUCCAAGCGGGGCUACAUUGGUCUCGAGUACUAUGGAAGAACAGUAAGCAUUAAGAUUCUUCCUGUUGGGAUUCACAUAGGGCAGCUUCAGUCAGUCAUGAAUCUUCCUGAGACGGAAAACAAGGUUGAAGAGUUACAAAACAAGUUCAGAGGUCAAACUGUGAUGCUUGGGGUUGACGACAUGGAUAUCUUUAAAGGAAUCAGCUUAAAACUCUUGGCUAUGGAACAGUUGCUUUUACAACAUCCUGACAAGAGGGGCAGGGUUGUCUUGGUCCAAAUUGCAAACCCUGCAAGAGGCCGUGGGAAAGAUGUACAGGAGGUCCAGAGUGAAACUUAUGCCACAGUGAAAAGGAUCAAUAGUACAUUUGGAAGGCCUGGAUACACACCUGUAAUAUUGAUCGAUACGCCACUUCAGUUUUAUGAGAGGAUAGCUUAUUAUGUGAUAGCUGAAUGUUGCCUUGUUACCGCAGUGAGAGAUGGUAUGAACCUUAUACCCUAUGAAUACAUCAUUUGUAGACAAGGAAGUGACAAGAUAGAUAAGAUUCUAGGGACAAGCUCAUUUACCCAAAAGAAGAGCAUGCUGGUGGUGUCUGAGUUCAUUGGCUGCUCCCCAUCAUUAAGUGGGGCAAUUAGAGUGAAUCCCUGGAAUAUUGAUGCUGUUGCUGAAGCAAUGGAUUCGGCACUUAUCGUCCCAGAGUCCGAAAAACAGAUGCGCCACGAGAAGCAUUAUAGGUAUGUCAGUACUCAUGAUGUUGCAUAUUGGGCGCGGAGCUUCUUGCAGGAUCUGGAAAGGGCAUGUAGGGAUCAUCUGAGAAGGAGAUGCUGGGGAAUUGGCUUUGGUUUAGGAUUUCGGGUUAUUGCUUUGGAUCCAAACUUUAGAAAGCUAUCAGUGGAACAUAUUGUAUCAGCUUAUAAGAGGACCAAACACCGAGCCAUUCUUUUGGAUUAUGAUGGUACCAUGAUGCAGCCCGGUUCAAUUAGUACAACACCUAGCACUGAGGCUGUUGCCAUCUUGAACAGCUUGUGCAAGGACACCAAGAAUUGUGUUUUCAUUGUAAGUGGAAAGGAGAGAAAAACUCUUACUGACUGGUUUUCCUCUUGUGAAAGGCUUGGAGUUGCAGCAGAGCAUGGUUAUUUCGUGAGGACAAAUCAUAAUGCAGACUGGGAAGAAUGUGUUUCUGUGCCGGAUUUCGACUGGAAGCAGAUUGCCGAGCCAGUAAUGCAGUUGUACACGGAAACAACUGAUGGUUCUAACAUAGAGACCAAAGAAACUGCUCUUGUUUGGAAUUAUGAGUUUGCAGACCGAGAUUUCGGUUCAUGCCAGGCUAAGGAGCUUCUGGAUCAUCUGGAAAGUGUUCUUGCCAAUGAGCCUGUUUCUGUUAAAAGUAGUCCUCACAUCGUGGAAGUCAAACCUCAGGGAGUGAGCAAGGGUAUUGUUGCAGAACGCCUUCUCUUAACAAUGCAACAAAUGGGAGUGAUCCCAGAUUUUGUUCUAUGCAUUGGAGAUGACAGGUCAGAUGAGGACAUGUUUGGUGUCAUAAUGAAUGCAAGGGCAUCCCUGUCUCCGGUCGCAGAGGUGUUUCCUUGCACCGUCGGUCAGAAGCCGAGCAAGGCCAAGUAUUACUUGGAAGAUACAAGUGAGAUUCUGAGAAUGUUGCAGGGGCUUGCCAAUGCUUCAGAGCAGUCUGUUACAAGUUCUCCACAGCCUCCUCAUGUAGCAUCCUGAUUUGUAGCACAUAUGUCAUAGGCCCUAGUGUAUUUAUCUAUACUGAGAUAGUGUGGUUCAUAUUUAUUGAUAUCUAUAUAUAUGAUUUGCUGGCUGAAUUGUCUUCAUUUAUUGAGAUCCUAGUCUCUCCAGGUCGAUCCUUGAUAAAUGUCAAGAUUGUAGCAACUUCGAUUAUCUAGGAUGUUUUGCAAGUACAUAACAACUUUUUUAGGAGUACGGUGCAAGUAGAUAAUUGUAUUGUUUGUGAUUGUUUCUUAUGUCAAUUAUUGGUUCCAGCAUGACCAUUCUGGUGUAUAAUGCGAUUCUUGAUCAGGAACCAAUGUUACAUUGUGAGAGUUUAUCAAGUAUACUUUUAGGCAGA
Molecule: messenger RNA, 3226 nt
Organism: Arachis stenosperma
Lineage: Eukaryota; Viridiplantae; Streptophyta; Magnoliopsida; Fabales; Fabaceae
Product: alpha,alpha-trehalose-phosphate synthase [UDP-forming] 5-like
Exons: 4
Coding region: 298-2865 (855 amino acids)
Biological process (GO): trehalose biosynthetic process
Cellular component (GO): cytosol
Molecular function (GO): catalytic activity
Source: RefSeq, a predicted model, not a curated record